Messenger RNA from Dacryopinax primogenitus, 751 nucleotides. RefSeq lists its product as uncharacterized. Lineage: Eukaryota; Fungi; Basidiomycota; Dacrymycetes; Dacrymycetales; Dacrymycetaceae. The transcript is spliced from 2 exons. Bases 236 to 565 code for a protein of 109 amino acids. The record is from RefSeq and is a predicted model, not a curated record.
GCCACACUUUAAUGGAACGAACAAUGGGAACACCCUUUCCGCCAAGUCCCUGGUCCGAUCCGUGAACGGCACUCUCGGGCCGUCGCCUACUUCUGCACCCUUCCGCCGUCAAACCGCCCAACCGCUUGAGUCACAUACGCCCCCCAGCGCCUCACUGUGCGGAACUUGUAACGGACAGCUCGCCCCUAAUUCACUUGUGGGGCCCAGACGGUCCCUGUUGGAAUGGGAGAGGCUUAUGACGGGGAAGGUUCUUGAUCUUUCGCGUGUGUUUCCAUUUCUGGGUCAGGAGGACACUGGCCAGGGUGUUUGGAAUGCAGGCCUCUUGAGGUCGAGGCGAGGUAUAAGUAAGGCACUCGACACCCCCUGGUCAGUCAGACCCGAUUACACGCACGCCCACGCACUACCCAGAACAUCACCGAACCUCCCCACCCGUACACAACAUGACGCUGUUCCAUCAUCACCACCACGAGCACAAGGAGGCCGAGCAGCCCGCAGCGAUGGAGGCUCAGAAACCCGAGGCCGAGAAGCCUGCCGAGUCGUCCACGUCUGCCGCUCCUGCCACUGAGCAGAAACACGAACAGCACGCACACGGCGAGCACGAGCACCACGAGCACCACUUGAUGGAGAAGGUGCAGCAUGUGGUUGAAGAUAUGCUUCCCAGGGGAGAGAUGACAAUGCUGUGAUGUCCUUGCUCAUACCUCAAGACUGAAUCGUUUCCUUUCCUUUCAUGUUGUUUUCUGCCUAUUUCCGG